CAAUAAACAAGCCGCACUGUGGUUUAUUCCUUGCGAAUUAAUAGUUAUUCAAUAUUGUCCUGGAAUUUUGAGGUAGAAUGCUGAUUUUAUGAGUCAAGAUUUGGAAGCAAUCAUUGAUACUGGGCAUUACAUCAGAAUAUAAAUACAGCUCUGGAGGUGCACCUUAACGAUGCAAACUAAAAAAAAAAUCCGAGCAGGGCCCCAAAAGGUCAUUGCUGCCUUCUGCUUGCUGGUCAUUCUAUAUUUCGUUAUUCAGACGUUUAUACUCGACACAAGACAACCGAGCAUGCAUAAAAAGCAAUACGUCGUCAAUAACCAAACUUAUAAUUACAAUCGACAGAUGCCACUUAUCUUUAUCGGUGGAGUACCAAGAUCUGGAACGACGUUGAUUGGCGCCAUGUUGGAUGCUCAUCAAGACAUCAGAUGUGGCCAAGAAACUCGAGUGAUACCCCGUUUACUGCAGAUGCGUGCUAAUUGGAUGAAGUCCGAAAAAGAAUCCAAGCGCCUAAUAGAAGCAGGUGUGGGUGGCGAAGUCUUGAACUCCGAAAUAGCUGCUUUUAUGUUGGAAAUUAUUGUCAAGCAUGGAGAACUUGCUCCUCGACUUUGCAACAAGGACCCACUAAUAAUGAAGAUGGGCAAGUACGUCGCUGACUUAUUUCCAGAAGCAAAGUUUAUUUUUAUGGUGCGUGACGGCCGUGCCACAGUGCACUCAAUAAUUUCUCGCAAAGUGGGCAUAACCGGCUUUAACCUGACCAAUUAUAAACAAUGUAUGGAAGAAUGGAACAGAGUUAUAGAUGCAAUGAACACACAGUGCCAGGAAAUAGGCCAAAAGUGCUUGCGAGUACAAUACGAACAGUUGGUGCUACACCCACGCAAAGUAAUGUCGAAUAUUCUGCAAUUCCUGGAUGUUCCAUGGGAUGAAUCAGGGCUGCAUCACGAGGACUUUAUCAAUAAAGGAGUUAAAGUGAGCAAAUUAGAACCAUCGUCGGAUCAAAUAAUCAAGCCUAUAAAUAUGGAGGCCCUUAGCAAAUGGACAAGCUAUUUUCCUGAAAACGUAUUGAAAGAGAUGGCAAACAUUGCCCCUAUGCUUUCGGUGUUGGGGUACGAUCCGUAUGCUAAUUCACCAAAUUAUGGACAACCAGAUGUUGAGGUUGUUAAAAAUACGCAAGACGUUCAGGGCAAUAAAAGUCUCUGGAACAAAAUUGCCAAGGAAUUGAGACGAAGUUUUAGGAUUUGGACGACCCAACUGUUGAAACAGUGUCCAGCUAAAGUACGAAUUUGUCCUAAGAACAUACGAUUUUUUUCAAGUUUAAAUUGUGGAUUUCCCUUUUCAAUAUUAUGUGUUGUUAAGUCAUGGGCGAAGUUAGGGGGGGCUCGGAGGGUUUAAGCCCCCCCAAAAACCGAUUUAGCCCCCCCCAAAAAUAAUUCGCACUUCAUCACACACACACAUAUUAGAAAAUAGAAAUUACAAAAAACCAAACAUACUAACAUCUAUUUUCUAUUUUUUUUUUUUUUCAAUUAUCAUACCUACUUUAACUAACCUAUACUUUAUUUUUUUCCAAGCUAGAUUUUGGCAUUGCCAAUUUUGAAACAUAAACAAUGCCACUAAUGCCGCUUAUUGGUCGCUAUUGUAAAACUGAUGUCAACCUGCAGAAACACCGCAUUUUGCGACCAAUUAGGGUCAAGCGUUAUUGUUUAUGUUUCAAAGUUUUCAAUGUCAAAAUCUAUCUUGGGAAAAAAUAAAGUAUAGGUAUGUGCAUUUAAACAUUUUCGGUUCAGUCUCAAUGUAAUUUGAGCCAAUUCUGAUGUUAGGAGAUCGACCAUGGGUCAAGAUCGAUUCAGUUUCUUAGCUCUUGCUAACAUUAAAAAUGGUAUUACAAAAUCUCUGAUGUUAGAUGAUGUUCUGGAAGAAUUUAUUAAUUCAGGAAAUCGGAAGCUGUUACUUCAAUAAAUGUGUACAAUAAAUGCUGUUGUAUUUUUUAAUUGUUGUUAUUUCAGCAAUAAUUACUAUUACUUCUUCAAAUAAUCAUCCAGCAUUCUUUAUAACAUGGACCUUUUAUUAAUAAUUAUUACAAUUAUAUUGACAAAUUGACAAUUCUAUGACAAUCUACCUGAAGACUAGUGCCCUGUCUAUCAUAGAAAAGUGAUUUAUAAAUUCUUAAAUAGAACAUUCACUGGAUUCAUCCCCUCCACUUUUUGUUUUAGUUCAUGACUACACCGCUUUGCGCCCAUAUCGCCGUUUCUUAACGUCCCCCUCGUUUUUAUUCUAAUCUGUGAUUUCACCGGUGAGUUAGCUAUCUUUGUUUACUGGAUAGGAAAUGACAAUGACCGACAUAGAAUGGUGGAUAUAAAAACCGGUCAUAAAAACGCAGGUCCAUUUGACAUAAUAAAAUAAUGCAUAUGUCAUCUGAAUUAAUUUGUUGAGUGCAUCGUCAUUGAUUGUUUUGAAUUCCAAGACUGUGAAAGAAUUAAUAAGUGCAUCACAAGCAGCCGGUUUAAGAGUUGUUGCCACAAUGUGUGACCAGGCGGCAAAAAAUAAAUCGGUCAAAAGCAAAUUGCAGCCACAGACCAGGGAAAUCUACAUCAAGAACAACACAGAAACAGAAAUUUUGGUUUUGUUGGAGAUAAACAACCUAGUGCCACUGUAUGAUGCUCUAUAAUACAUGCUCGAGGCAAUUAUAAAUUACUUGAUCAAAUAUAGCUUAUGAGUCAGAUACGCCAAAUCAUCUAGAUUAUAGACUAUUUUAUUCAUUAAGUGAUCCUCACAAAUAUAUGAAAAUAAAAUGUAUAAAAUUUUAGUUUAUGAAGUUUUGAAGCACUGUUUUAUUUUGAAAUAAUUGAAAUGUCAAACGAGUCAUUUGAAACCGAGAUUCAAACGGCCCGCCAAAUAUUAGUUCAAUGACUACACCGCUAUGGCAGCACCGUCGGAAAUGUCACUGGGCGACUACAACAGAAGUGAGCGUUCUAUAUCAAGAAUAUAAAUCACUUUUCUAUGCUGUCUAUUGUUUCAGAAAACACAAUUUCGGAAACCCUAGUGAUACAAAUUGAUACAAACAUGAUACAAACUAACAAACUUCUCAUCAAGAAAAGCAUUACAAAAUAUUUAAUUUCACAACACCCUCUCUUAAUGCUUUGCUUGAGCUCUAUAAUAAAAUAUACAGCAGUCAAAAUAAACUAAAAAAAAAAUAUACUAAAUUCUAAAUUCAAUCCCUCUCUGAUUUGUAACCGUCCCUAUCUUAUUGCAAUUUAAGUAAAACUGAGUUUUGUGAAGGCGCUUUGUCAAUAUAUCUGCCAAUUGAGGUUUUGUACCAAUAUACUCCAAUGUCAUUAUCUUAGAAUUUAAAGCUUCACAAACAAAAUUAUACUUUAGAUCAAUGUGUUUAACUCUCUUGUUAUUUUCUGGAUUUUUGAUUAAAGCAAUACAACCCUGAUUAUCCUCAAAAAGUUUGAAUGUUUUAAAAUCUAAUUUCAUGUCAAUUAACAAUUUCUUAUACCAUAAACAAUCUUGUACUGCUGUACACAAGGCAACUAACUCAGCCUCUGAACUAGAGAAAGCUACACAAUUUUGUUUACGAGAUACCCAAGUUAUAGUAUUUACAAAUAUCUGUAUUAAAUAUCCUGAAACCGACUUCCUAUCAUUCACAUCUCCGGCCCAAUCAGAAUCUACAAAGCAAACAAACGGAGUUGACCCAUCCUUUCUUUCAAACUUCAAAACUGUAUUAAUCGUCCCCUUCAAGUAUCUCAAUAGUCUUUUUAAAGCUGUCCACACCUCAUCAUUAUUUUUGUCUUGAAAUCUACUUAGAUAAUUAACUGCAAAGCUUAUAUCUGGCCUUGAACCCAUUAAUAAAUACAUAAGACAACCAAUCAAUUGUCUUACAGGUUUGUCCCCUUUUUCGUUUUCAUUUAAGAAAAUUUUUAACUUUGGAUCAAUUGGUGUUGGUGAACUAUUACAAUUUUCAAAAUUAAAACGCUUUAGAAUUCCCAUUAAAUAUCUUUUUUGACUUAUCUCCAAAAUUCCCUCUUGUCUUUUGUAAUUA
Ceutorhynchus assimilis (cabbage seed weevil) is the source of this 4037-nucleotide messenger RNA. The record is from the annotation of a GenBank genome assembly. Lineage: Eukaryota; Metazoa; Arthropoda; Insecta; Coleoptera; Curculionidae.